Glossina fuscipes is the source of this 1846-nucleotide messenger RNA. RefSeq names its product peptidyl-alpha-hydroxyglycine alpha-amidating lyase 1 (gene Pal1). The transcript has 6 exons. Gene Ontology annotation, molecular function: protein binding; catalytic activity. Gene Ontology annotation, biological process: peptide metabolic process. NCBI's taxonomy places the organism in Eukaryota, Metazoa, Arthropoda, Insecta, Diptera, Glossinidae. The record is from RefSeq and is a predicted model, not a curated record. Bases 110 to 1831 code for a protein of 573 amino acids. Gene Ontology annotation, cellular component: membrane; extracellular region.
AGCAUUUUUUAAUGCAAUCAGGAAAGUAGUUUUCUGUUUGGAAAUUGUGAGUUGUGAAUUAGUUUGAAUUUAUUGUUAAUAUUGGAGAACAGCUCUGUCCAACAACAAAAUGCUCCUUUUAAUGAAAUUAUUUCGACUCUGGUGGUGGCUUAUAAUCUCAGUUGCUUGUGUUAUCGAAUCUGCAACAGAUGAGAGUCUUAGUUUCCAGCGUUACUCUCCAUUGGUUACAGAAGAUCAAUUCUUAAAUAACGAUAAACGUUUUCAACAAAUUAUGCAAGGUGCCACUUCAGCCGAUAUAAACUGGCCGGACAAAAUAAGGACUGAAAAAAUUGAUGUUAAAGAUGAAAUUUAUAAACUAACUAGCACCUAUGUUUACCAGCCGUCUUGGCCGGAUUUGGCAAGAGAAUUAGGUUCGGUGACAGCAGUUGAUUUCGACAAAGGUGGUCACGUUGUACUAUUUCAUCGUGCAGAUCAUGUUUGGACUCAAGCUACGUUUGAUCACAACAAUGUUUACCGGGACAGAGAAAAAGGUCCAAUACGUAGUAGUACUGUCUUGGCUUUAGAUUGCCAAACGGGAAAAUUAGUCUAUGAAUGGGGUAAAAAUUUAUUUUAUAUGCCCCAUGGAUUAAGUAUAGAUCAAGAAGAUAAUGUUUGGAUUACUGAUGUGGCUUUACACCAAGUCUUCAAGUUCGGGCCUCGUGGAUUCCCGGAGAAACCACUAUUGGUUUUGGGUAAAGCUUUUAGCCCAGGAACAACAGACACUAAAUUUUGUAAACCUACUGCUGUGGCGGUACUUGAAAGUGGUGAUUUCUUUGUAGCUGACGGUUAUUGUAAUGCUCGAAUACUUAAGUAUUCCAAAAAGGGAGAAAAAAUACUUUCUUGGGGUCAAAAUUCUUUUGCGGGUUCUUCAUAUGACCUAGCUCCUCCCAAUUACUUCGCUAUACCACAUGCCUUAGCGUUAGUCCCAGAUCGUGAGUUAAUUUGCACUGCUGAUCGAGAAAAUGGACGCAUACAAUGUUUUUUUUGGAGUAACGGAACCUUUCAUUCACAAUAUCAUUCUCUUCUAAUCGGAGAUCGACUUUUUAGUUUAGCUUAUACACCAAUAAAAGGAGGUCAAUUAUUGGUAGUUAAUGGGCCUAAUGCUGAACUGGGUACGCACCCGGAACAUUACAAUGAAGUACGCGGCUAUGUAUUGGACAUUAAAUCAAAGAAAAUUUUAUCGAAAUUUGGCCCUAAUGAUCUGCAAUUUUCUAAUCCCCACGAUUUAGCUGUCACUAGUAAUGGCUUGGAAGUGUAUGUAGCCGAACUAAAUCCUAUGCGUUUACAUAAAUUCUUGCAUAAAUCUGUGGUGAGAACUACAUCGUUGUCGGCAGCUAAGCCCGCUGUUACUACUACUGUUGGCGGUAAUUCUAAAUACGGAAUUAGUAAAGAAAACUUACAUAUUAUCACAGCAGACAACAACUCCAAAGGUUUAACAAAAGAUACUGCAUCGUCGUUCGAGUCGCCCACUGCGGUCAGCUACCAUCGUCCGGGAGGAACUGCCAUUUUGGUGGCAUCGUUAAUGCUAUCAUUUGCAUUCCUUACAUUUGCCAUGGCUUUGCUUUUAGCACGUCGUCGCAAGAGAGGAUGUAUGCCUUUUGGCGUUAAACGUCUGCGCCAUGCGUGGGAUUUUCCAUCCAAAACGGAUGCUUUUAAAUUGGGCGGCUUUUUAUUGGAUCGCAGCAAGCACAAUGGUUUUGAGAAACUAGACCAGAAUGCUAGUGACGAGGAAAACGAGCCAACUAGCAGUAGCAGCGGUUCAAUAUUGCGAAAUAUACAAUUUGCUUAUUAAUAAGACGCGAUAAAA